Molecule: messenger RNA, 6453 nt
Organism: Passer montanus (Eurasian tree sparrow)
Lineage: Eukaryota; Metazoa; Chordata; Aves; Passeriformes; Passeridae
Gene: HLCS
Product: holocarboxylase synthetase
Exons: 11
Coding region: 180-2747 (855 amino acids)
Biological process (GO): protein modification process
Cellular component (GO): cytoplasm
Molecular function (GO): biotin--[biotin carboxyl-carrier protein] ligase activity
Source: RefSeq, a predicted model, not a curated record
CACGGCCGAGCGCUGAGGGGAGGAGGGCGGAGACGCAAAAGGGGCGGGGCGCCGCGCGCGCCAGCCCCGGCCAGCCAAUCAGCGCUGGGACCGCCGCCCGCCCUCCCUGACGCACGGCGCUGCCAUUGGCCGCGGCGAGCGCUGGGGGCGGGGGCGGCGGGCGUGACCGCGCGCCCGCCAUGCUGAUCACGCUGUGCUACCUGUACCUGUGGGCGCGCUGGGGGCCGCGCUCGGCCGCGCUCGUCCGCAGCACCGUGCGGAGGCUGCACCGCUCCCGCUGCUCCUUCACCUUCUGCGCCCGCCAGCCGCACCCCGAGGAGCGCGUCUGCCUCCGCGUCGGCGGCAAGGUGUUCUGCACCGGCGAGGCGCAGUUCCUUGAUGACUUAAACAGGUGGAGUGGGCUUCUUGUUUCUCCCUUUAUUCACCCUGAGAAGCUGCUGCCAGCAGAGCACAUUGCUUUUGUGACAGAAAGCAUUUCUGCUCACACAGAGAACUUGCAGAAAGGACCUGACUCUUCAAAGGAGAUUGUGAAGUGGUCAGACUUUUGUUCACCCUUGGCCUAUAAAGCUGGUGAACCUUUUAAGUUAAUUGCUGAAGCCAGUGUAGAUAAUUUCAGUAGCCUUGGAAUAGCCUUCCUGGAAGACAGGCUGCAGAUGGAGAACGGGAUGGUGCCACACAGGAUUGUUUCUGUCCAUUUAGAGGAAUCUGCUCUGAAGGAGUUGGCACAGGAGGCACCAUCCGUGAAGGAGGAAAGCACAGACAUGGAUGCAGUAACUCCUGCUGGGAAAUCAGGAUUAGGACGAGCUGAGGGGGACAAAUGCAAGCUGGAAGAAGAAAGGGAACACGAGGAAACAGGAGGUGGGGAGCACCACCACUUGCACCUUUCCAGCUGCCAGGAGUGCCUGCAGCUUGAGAGCAGCACCAUUGAGUCGGUGAAAUUCGCCUCUGCAGAAAACAUCCCAGAGCUGCCCGAUGAUUGCAGCAGCACAGGGGAGGAGAAGGAGCAUGAACGCCUGCAAAAAGGAAUCAAAAGAAUAAAUCUGGCUGGGAAACCCCCUAAUAUCUUGAUUUACCUGGGCUCUGAGGCUGCCAAAGGGAGGUUUGAGCAGGUGAGGGCAGUGCUCAGGGAGUGCAUCGAUGCUGAGAGCUACACCGUGUACCAGCUGCACCAGGAGCAAGUGCUCAGAGACCCCUGGGUGGAGAACUCCCUGCUGCUGCUCAUUGCCACAGAGGAGCCCAUCCCUGAGGGCAUCCACAGGCAAUUCAUGAAAUUUCUGUCCAAAGGGGGGAAGAUUCUUGGGCUUUCUUCGUCCUUCACCUUUGGGGGCGUGCAGCUAAAGCGCAAGAACAAGCUGAGGAGGGUGGUGCACGAGCUGGUGGUGUCUAAAAAGGACAGCACGGAGGUGAAGCUGAACCUGCUGGUCAGUGGCUGUGUUUUUGAGGAAGGCAUGAAGGGAGAUGCCAGCAGAGUGAAGGUGUUGAGUCGAUUGAAUAAUGCUGCUGAAGACACAGUGAUUGUGCACCUGACUCACGGGAGCAGUGGAGGAGAAGCCAUCCUUUCCCAGGCCCAUUUGGAACUGGACAGCAAUUCCAUGGAUGUGCAAACUGAAGAGGAUUUUAAUUUGCUCAAAAUGAGCAAUUCCAAGAGAUAUGAAGUUCUCAGGGAGAUCCUGACCUGCCUUGGGCUGAGCUGUGAACUGAGUGAAAUUCCUGAAUUAACACCCAUUUAUCUGCUCUCUCCAGAUGAGGAAAUCCAUCUUGCUUUCCUGAAAUGGCUGGAGGGGAACGUGGAUGCUGAGGGACUGAGGGCAUCCAGCAAGGUGUCCCUGAAGUUUGUUUCAUCCUGUGAGUCCAAGGUGGAGGUGACUCCGUCCCUGGUGCCCGUGAUCACGGAGAUGGGGAGCUUCUCCUCAGAGCAUUUCAGCCUCAAGACCUAUCAGCAGCAUCUGCAGACCAAGAAGCUGGGCAAGAUCCUUCUCUUCACUGAGGUGACCACGACAACCAUGAAUCUUCUGGACGGGUUAAUGUUCGAGUUGCCUGAGGAGAUGGGUUUAAUAGCAGUGGCUGUUCGACAAACACAAGGGAAAGGUCGUGGUGGAAACGUUUGGCUCAGUCCCGUGGGCUGUGCCCUGUCCACCCUGCACCUCUCCAUCCCUCUGCAUUCCAACCUGGGCCAGAGAAUUCCUUUUAUCCAGCACCUGGUGUCCUUGGCAGUGGUAGAGGCAGUCAGGUCCAUACCAGGAUAUGAGGACAUUGAGCUGCGAGUGAAGUGGCCAAAUGAUAUUUACUACAGUGAUCUGAUGAAGAUUGGUGGAGUUCUGGUAAACUCAACACUCAUUGAAACAACAUUUCAUAUUCUCAUUGGCUUUGGAUUUAAUGUGAAUAACAGCAACCCCACCAUCUGCAUCAAUGACCUCAUUGCAAAGCUGAACAGGGAAGAGGGGACAGAGCUGAAGGCUCUGAGUGCAGACUGCCUCAUUGCAAGGACUGUGACUGUGCUGGAGAGGCUCAUUGAGGUUUUCCAGGAGAAGGGGCCCAAUGGAGUUCUUCCCCAGUACUACAAGUACUGGGUACACAGUGGGAAGCAGGUGCGGCUCCGCAGCGAGGACGGCCCGCUGGCCUGGAUUGUUGGGGUUGAUGACUGUGGAUACCUCCAGGUGCACCAGGAGGGCAAGGGCGUGGAGUCUGUGCACCCUGAUGGCAACUCCUUUGACAUGCUGAGGAACCUCAUCGUCCCCAAGCACUGACAGGAACUCUUUAGUGCCGGGCACUGUCACCUCACCCUGCCCAAGGUGGGAAGGGUAACUGAAAGUUUGAUUUUCCUGCUGAUUUUCUGCUUUGUGCUUGCUGUGGGUAACGUCAGCAGCUGAAAAGAGGUGGUGAUCUCACAGCUGAAGGCCUUUAUUCUUUUCAUUAACUGUAAAACACACCUCUGUUGCCAUUCUUUGUAAGGAUCUGUUCUUUGCAAGGGGUCUUUUUGCAAAGGAAUAUUUGUGGUGAACAGAAUGUUCUCCUCAUUUACACCCUGUACUGGAGAGACUGAAGUGGCUCAACAUUUCCUUUUUUUGUUGUUUCUGUGUGAUUUAGCACAGUGCAGGACAAUAUUUACUUUUUUACUUUGUUUUGUUUUUUUUUAAACUAAAUUCUGUUUUUCUGUGUUGUCUUCACUAAAACCAGCUUUAACAUCACAUAUUCCUGAAUUGCUGGGAUCACCACUGUGCUUAAUUCCAGGUCUGAGUGAAGCUCCUGAUUUGGUUCUUCUCUGUGUAGACCUCUACAAUAAUUUACCAACCUGUGCUUUGAUCUCAGGUCUGCAACUCUUAAUGGCUGCCUUCAGUUUUUGGGAGAGUAUUCCAUCAGCACGUAGGAGCUGUGCUGGGUUAUCCAAGUGAUUUGCACUCUGCUCUCCUCAGUCAGUUGGAUCUGAGUAAAUCAUCUCAUCUGUCCUUUAAAUCACGGUUUUCCAAGAGGUUUCAGGAGGAAAAACCCACUGUAGCAGUGUCACACCCAAGUUAUUGUAGAAUGCCAUCUCAGGGGAUGAGACCUGCAAUUAAUUUAGAAUUCAGUGGUAAUUUUAUCAUUACCUCAAUGAAGUUAAGUGAAUAAAUCGAGGGAAUAAAUCAAAUUCCCUGCUGCAAACAACUACUGCAGUGAGAAAGAGGAAUCACACCAUUCCCGUGUCCAAAUUCUCUUCCACAGCCCUUUUGUCACCCCCUUUUCCAAGCCACUGUCUGGUUUUGCUGCUAACCACUAAAAGCAAGAGCUUUAACACCUGCUGACCUGAAAGCAGCUCAUUUUUGGGGCUGCCUGCACAUUUCCAGGUGGGAGGAGCAGCCUGGGAAUUCUCCUGGAGCAGCCACGUGGGAGCUUGGUGGGGUUUUCUCCCAAGGAGGCUUGGCCACCACAGCUCCCCAAACAAUUCUGUGCCAGCCAGGCUUGUCCCAGCUGGGAUGUGGCCACUUUAAUUUCUUUUUUUCAUGGUGGAUCGGCCACAUUGGGUUUGCAGAAAGGAAACUACUGUCUUGUAGCCAGAAAUGGGGGUUUUAGGUUAAAGUUCACCUCAUAAACAAUCCAAACAUUUUAGAUUGUUUGAGCUCCAAAGCCGAGAAGUCUUAAAACAAGGAAACUUGUCUCUAAUGGUAAUUUUGACCAAUCCUCACAUAUUAGGGUUUAGGUGGUUUGGCAGCAAGAGUAGAAAUUAAAUUGUCCCUGUUAAAUUUAGGAUUUUAUGCUUCAUCUCACAGAAGAUUUGUCCUGAUUGUCCAAACCCUGCUGGGUUUUUUUUCCCCCCAUGAUCCAGAUCACAUGAGGCUGCACAUCAGCAUCUCCUAGAACUGCACACACACAGCUGUUAAUUGCCAUAAUUAAAAUGAUGCACCAAGUUUAGCUUUUUCCCACCAGAUGCUUUCAAAACUGCUUUGGGCUGAGAAGGUUUGGCGGCUGCCUUUGAUAUCAGAAUUCAAUAUUAAUGCAUAUUUUAAUCAACUGAGACUCAAGUCUGGCUUAAAAAAGCUUCAAUAAAAAGAAAAAAAAAUAUUUAUAUAUAGAUCUAUCAAAAGCGGGUGUGCACAUGCACACUCACAUCUUCCUGCUGCAUCCUUAUUUAUUUUCUGCCUUUUCCUUCACGAGCAAACUGCAGCAAAGCAGAGCUCUGGUGCUGCUUUUCCAACCACAGAGUUUUACAAAACUUCACCUUAAGCCAGAAUUUGUAGCUAAAACUGUCUCAGCUUUAGGAUUUGCCUUCAGGAAGCACCUUUUGGGUUUUGUUCAUGUUCCACACAGAAUGGGAAGUGCCUGGAGGGAUCGAACAACCAGGUCGUGCCUCGGACUGGGACUUGAGUGGCUUCCUUAAAACUUCCUUAAAACUUCCUUAAAACUUCCUUCUCCCUUCACUGGGGACAAAAAAAAAAGGGGGGGAAAAGGAUAAAGCAUGGGAAUUUUGGAAGGGCAGAAUGAGUUUGUAAAGCUUUAGUGGCUGAGCAGCAGCAGAGGGAUUUUUCAGCGUUUUUUAAAUGCUGCAACAUUUCCUGGUUGCUGUUGGUCCUUUUGUAGCUGCCUUAGUGAUGAGCUGAUUCUGUUCUCGCUGGGAAUUGUCAGGUUAUUCCCAAAAUUUCUGCACUGGGAAGAAACUUGGAGUGGAAUUUCCUUGCCACAGGGGAGAGCUGCCCAGCCCUGGAUGUGCCAGAUCAUGGGAGCCACUUUGCCUUUUCUGUGGCCUCUUCUGGUGUCUCCUGGAUUUGGAUGAAGGAUUUCUGGCUUUCCCUUGGGAAAAACCAAAGACAAAAAGAAUUCCCAUGGGACAAAGAGCAGCUGGAUGAAGUGCUUGGAGAAGUCCCUGAGUCUCUGUCAGGUGGAGUCUGACUCUUCCUCUGCCCAACGUGGCCACAACAUUUUUGCAGGAAAAUCCUUGUUUUUCUUGUUCUCCAUGCGUGACAGACAAAUGUGGUGUGGGGUGUCCCUGGAUGUGGGGCUGGAGAGAUCCAGCCAGCUCCAGCCCCAGGAAUAAAGCUCUGAAAAUGUUUCAUUUCGUUCAGCUGUCUGGAUUAGUAAAACACCUCUUCCAUUGUGAGGCUGAGCUCAUAUCUUAAACUAUUUUCUUGAUGAAGUGCUUUCAAAAAACCCAUUUAUUACCAUGUCCCUAUUACUGGGACUUCUUUUUUUUAAUUUUUUUUUCCUGCUGGGCUCUGGUAGAACAUUUCUCAUGGUGGAAACAUUUGUGGGGGUUGUUUAUUGAUAGGAAAACUUCUGGGUGUGUUGGCACGUGUGCGAGUCCAGGGUGGGUCGUGCCCAGUCAGCAACAAAGCUGCUUCCAAAGGUUUGAAAAAGUAAUAAUGUACUUCACAUUUCAGAGCCCAGGCAGCACAUCCUGCUUCUAGUAAAGCUUUUAUAAGACUUCAGAGCUUCUUUUUUAUUUUUUAAUAUAUCCAACAAAUCAAGGGCUAUUACCUGGAAAUAAUAUUAAAGCAUUUAAUUCUUUAUGCUGCUGCUUCACUGUGCAAAAAUUCGUUUCUUUGCUUUCUCUGAUUCAGCUGCAUCAGCAGCCUGAAAAAAAAAUUUACUUUUUGCAACUCUUUGGAGAUCUCUACAAUCAAAAUAUCUGUCAUGGGAAAGAUUUGUGCUGGUUCCUGGGGUCACUGGUUUGAUAAAAACAUUUGCGUGGCUAAGUGGUGGUGGGGAUGCACUGCCUUGAUCAGACACCAAAGAAAUUAGAUCUGGGCCCAGCAAAGGGCAGAGGUCAAAAAAUGAUGGAGAAAAAAGAACUGCAGGGAAGAAUUGUCAUGUGUUGAGUAUCUCAAUAGUGAUUCUGUGUUAUUUGCAUUUUCCAAGUGUCUUCAUUUAAAAUGCAACGUAGCAAUAAUAUAAUAAAUUUUUAAAACUCUGUGUGUGUUUUAUAGUACAUUAAUUGUCAAUAUAGAACAUGUCACACAUGAAAUAAAUUUUCAAGUAUGCACC